GAUUUGAAUACAAUCACCAUCACCGUUCCCCGAGCGAAGAGAGAGAGAGAGAGAGAGAGAGAGAGAGAGAGACAGAGGUAAUGGAGAAAAUGACAGGAGCAGGAGGCGGAGGAGGGGCAACAGUAGUGUUGUCGGCGAAGGAGGCGUUCGAGAAACUGGAGAAGGUUGGAGAAGGGACGUACGGGAAGGUGUACAGAGCGAGGGACAAGGCCACCGGCAAGAUCGUGGCCCUCAAGAAGACUCGUCUCCACGAGGACGAAGAGGGCGUCCCUCCCACCACUCUCCGCGAGGUCUCCAUCCUACGCAUGCUCUCCCGCGAUCCCCAUGUUGUCAGGUUAAUGGAUGUCAAACAAGGUCAGAACAAGGAAGGCAAGACCGUGCUCUACCUGGUAUUCGAGUACAUGGACACCGAUCUCAAGAAAUUCAUUCGCUCUUUCCGUCAGACUGGUCAAUUCAUCCCACCCAAAACCGUCAAAAGCUUGAUGUACCAACUCUGUAAGGGCGUUGCUUUCUGCCACGGACAUGGAAUCUUGCACAGGGACUUGAAGCCUCACAAUCUCUUGAUGGACCGAACAACAAUGAUGCUCAAAAUAGCUGAUCUUGGACUCGCUCGAGCUUUUACUGUGCCAAUUAAGAAAUACACCCACGAGAUACUAACCUUGUGGUAUAGAGCUCCCGAAGUCCUUCUGGGUGCUACCCAUUACUCAAUGGCGGUGGAUAUGUGGUCCGUUGGCUGCAUAUUUGCUGAACUUGUCGCUAAGCAAGCCCUUUUCCCUGGUGAUUCGGAACUGCAACAACUCCUCCACAUAUUCAGGCUAUUGGGUACCCCUAAUGAAGAGGUGUGGCCAGGCGUUAGUAAACUAAUGAACUGGCAUGAGUACCCUCAGUGGACCCCUCAAGAGCUGUACAUGGCUGUUCCAACCUUGGAUGAUCAAGGAGUCGAUCUACUAUCUCAAAUGCUGCAAUACGAGCCUUCCAAGCGGAUUUCUGCAAAGAAAGCUAUGGAACACCCUUACUUCCAGGACCUGGAUAAGACCAAUCUCUAGGAAAUAACGUCAUCGACUCUUUUGGAUGUAGCGAGUACUUUGCUUCCCUCGAGCGCAUGAUAAAAAACAGUUUCGGGUGCUUUUGCUCUGUUGUUAUAUUCGAUGAACAAACGCAACUCUUUGGAUGUGAGAAUUCAUCGUUACCGAUUUGCUUUGCUUCCCUCGAGCGCAUAUAAUAUUCUGUUUUAGGAUGAUUUGCUUUUUUGCCUUUUUUUUUCAAAUUCGAGAAUUAUGAAUGUUUGUAAUUUUUAUUUUUCAAGGAUUAAAUUCGGACAUACUUUAUGAUUA
Messenger RNA from Arachis duranensis, 1334 nucleotides. Its product is annotated as cell division control protein 2 homolog D. The transcript has 8 exons. Bases 81 to 1046 code for a protein of 321 amino acids. The record is from RefSeq and is a predicted model, not a curated record. Gene Ontology annotation, biological process: regulation of gene expression; G1/S transition of mitotic cell cycle; protein phosphorylation. Gene Ontology annotation, molecular function: cyclin-dependent protein serine/threonine kinase activity; cyclin binding; ATP binding. Lineage: Eukaryota; Viridiplantae; Streptophyta; Magnoliopsida; Fabales; Fabaceae. Gene Ontology annotation, cellular component: cyclin-dependent protein kinase holoenzyme complex; cytoplasm; nucleus.